AAAUGUGCUUUUGCGCCAUCGAUCAAAUUCAGUUUGUUAUUUAUUUAUUAUUUGUAGUUGCCAUAGACAAAAUGUCCUACGAAAAUUGGUUGAAUUACCUGCAAUCAGCUGAGAAGAAUUCAAUGAUUAGCGGCAAAUUGCGUAAAGUGCUCUACAAAUUCCCGGAUGGCCGGCAAAUGGCCGAGGAGUACAAUAUGGAUACGGGCGUUGUGCAAAGACGUGCCUGGCGCAAAUGCAAGCAACUAAUGGGCGAGCCCGAAUGGGAGAUAGAGCUUGGUGAGGAGCCACGCCAACUCAAUUUUGCUGCCGGCAAUAAGCCAAGCUCGGCUGGCGGCGGCGAUGCAGACACCAUGGCUGCCGGCGAGUUUACACUGCGCGAAAGCAAUACGGCCCCAUUGCUGACCAAGCGGGUGACCAAGAAGAACAUCGAAUGGCGCAUACGUAAUCUACCAUAUCCGAUAGAUGUCUACAAUGUCCGUGCAGAUGCUGAACAACGCGCGAUCGUCGUGCGCACUAACAACAAGAAGUACUACAAAGUUAUUCCCAUUCCUGAACUGGAUCGUUGCAGCAUACCGCCGGUCCAAGCGAAUAUCAGCACACAUCAUCAGUUCAACACGCUCAUCAUUACCUACCAGAAGCCGGCCAUUCUGUGCGAAAUGGAGGCGCAGGUACUUCUAUUGCUAAAGAACGUGGAAACGGAGACGGACAUGGACGAUCUGCUAAAGGGUUUGCUGGCCAAAUAAAACGCAUAGCAUGUUA
Molecule: messenger RNA, 759 nt
Organism: Drosophila novamexicana
Lineage: Eukaryota; Metazoa; Arthropoda; Insecta; Diptera; Drosophilidae
Product: protein DPCD
Exons: 1
Coding region: 3-743 (246 amino acids)
Source: RefSeq, a predicted model, not a curated record